Molecule: messenger RNA, 1059 nt
Organism: Saxophila tyrrhenica
Lineage: Eukaryota; Fungi; Ascomycota; Dothideomycetes; Mycosphaerellales; Extremaceae
Gene: ADH1
Product: alcohol dehydrogenase
Exons: 3
Coding region: 1-1059 (352 amino acids)
Cellular component (GO): cytoplasm
Molecular function (GO): alcohol dehydrogenase (NAD+) activity; zinc ion binding
Source: RefSeq, a predicted model, not a curated record
AUGCCCGAGAUUCCCAAGAAGCAGAAGGCCAUGGUCAUUGAGAAGACCGGCGGCCCAGUUGAGUUCAAAGACAUCGACGUUCAGCAACCCGGACCAGAUGAGGUUCUGGUCAACAUCAAGUACAGCGGUGUCUGCCACACUGAUCUGCACGCCGUGAACGGUGACUGGCCACUGCCCACCAAGCUUCCGCUCGUCGGAGGCCACGAGGGUGCAGGUGUGGUUGUUGCACGCGGCGAGCUGGUCAAGGAUGUCGAGAUUGGCGACCAUGCCGGUGUGAAGUGGAUCAACGGCUCCUGCCUUGCUUGCGACUUCUGCCAGCAGUCCGACGAGCCUCUCUGCUCGAAGGCACUCCUCUCUGGGUACACCGUCGACGGCACCUUCCAGCAAUACUGCAUUGCAAAGGCGGCGCACGUUGCCCGUCUGCACAAGGACAUCCCCCUCGACGGUGUGGCACCAGUGCUCUGCGCCGGUAUCACAGUCUACAAGGGAUUGAAGGAGUCGGGUGCUAAGCCAGGCCAGACUGUGGCCAUUGUCGGUGCUGGUGGUGGUCUCGGAUCUCUCGCUCAGCAGUACGCCAAGGCCAUGGGCCUCCGAUGCAUUGCUAUUGAUGCUGGUGAGGACAAGAGGAAGAUGUGUUUGGAGCAGCUGGGCUCGUACGCAUUCGUCGACUUCUCCACCAGCCAGAACGUGGCCAAGGAUGUUCAGGCUGCAACUGAGGAUGGUCUUGGCCCACACGCCGUCAUUCUGGUUGCCACCGCUGAAAAGCCAUUCCAGCAGGCUGCCGAAUACGUACGCCCAAGGGGAACUGUCGUCUUCAUUGGUCUGCCGGCCGGUGCCUAUGUCCGCGCCCCAGUCUUCGAGUCGGUCGUCAAGAUGAUUACCAUUCGUGCCUCAUACGUUGGCAACCGCAAGGAUACCUCCGAGGCGCUCGACUUCUACCGCCGUGGCCUGAUUAAGGCACCCUUCAAGACUGUCGGUCUCUCCGAGCUCCAGAGCGUGUACGACAUGAUGCAUAAGGGCCAAAUUGCUGGCCGGUACGUGCUUGACACCUCAAAGUAG